Molecule: messenger RNA, 2985 nt
Organism: Lactuca sativa (garden lettuce)
Lineage: Eukaryota; Viridiplantae; Streptophyta; Magnoliopsida; Asterales; Asteraceae
Product: Potassium transporter family protein
Biological process (GO): potassium ion transmembrane transport
Cellular component (GO): membrane
Molecular function (GO): potassium ion transmembrane transporter activity
Source: RefSeq, a predicted model, not a curated record
AAGUUCUUCGUUCAAGGACUACAAACUCGAAUCAUUGUCCUGAACCAACCAUGUUAUCCUCGCCCCCACCCCAAUACAUGUCACAACAAAUUUCCCAUUCUAAUUUCUAUUUCUCUAUCAAACACACACGUCAUUCUAUCUUCUUCACCUAGUGAACUACCAAUAAUUCAAUAUUAUAUGAAAACGAUAAGAAAUCAUCAGAAUAUAUUCCUUCAAGAUUCCGAAGUUGUUUAACUUGAUUUCAAGACACCUAAAAUUGAUUGCUUUCAAGAUUUUUAAACUAGGGUUCUUGUGGGUUUUCGAUUGUUUGAAAGAAAUUAGAGAUGGAUGACGAUGGGAUCGAAGAGGUUAGUAGUAGCAUUAGUGCUAGGUUACUAAGAAGGAGGAGCGGUGGUGGUGAUUCAACUUCACGGUGGGUGGAUGGUAGUGAAGUUGAUUCAGAGUCACCACCAUGGUCAUUGGUUAACGAUGAUGAAAAUCGAAGCGAAGGACAUGGAUCUAUUCGAAGAAGGUUGGUGAAGAAGGCGAAAAGAGUUGACUCUUUUGAUGUUGAAGCCAUGGCUAUCUCUGGCUCCCAUGGCCACCAUGACAAGGAGGUGUCGAUAUGGCAGACUCUUGGAUUGGCUUUUCAGACGCUUGGAGUCGUGUAUGGUGAUAUGGGGACGAGUCCUUUGUAUGUGUUUACAGAUGUUUUCAGCAAGGUCAAAGUCGAGUCAGACAUUGAUGUUUUGGGAGCUUUAUCACUUGUUAUAUACACGAUUGCUCUUGUUCCAUUAGCAAAGUAUGUUUUCAUAGUGCUUAAAGCAAACGACAAUGGCGAAGGAGGAACAUUUGCACUGUAUUCACUGAUCUGCAGAUAUGCAAAGAUCAAUCUUCUACCAAAUCGUCAAGUUGCAGAUGAACGUAUAUCAAGUUUCAGGCUCAAAUUGCCAACCCCAGAACUCGAAAGGGCAUUGAAAAUCAAAGAGAAAUUAGAACACAAUUCGUUUUACAAAACCCUUCUCUUGUUACUCGUUCUAAUGGGAACUUCUAUGAUCAUCGGCGAUGGCAUUCUAACCCCUGCUAUCUCAGUCAUGUCGGCUGUGAGUGGUCUCCAAGGUAAAAUUGAAGGAUUUGGCACAAACGCUUUGGUCAUCGUCUCAAUUGUGAUUCUCGUGGGAUUGUUUGGGAUUCAGCGAUUUGGGACUAGUAAAGUAGGGCUGACGUUUGCUCCAAUGCUCGGUUUGUGGUUCUUUAGUCUCGGAUCGAUUGGAUUAUAUAACCUAAUUAAACACGAUGUAUCAGUCGUGAAGGCGAUUAACCCUGUUUACAUUUACCUGUUCUUCAAAAAAAAUUCCGUCAAAGCCUGGUCGUCUCUCGGUGGUUGUGUUCUAUGCAUUACAGGAGCAGAAGCCAUGUUUGCCGAUUUAGGGCAUUUCACUGUUCCAUCGAUUCAGAUUGCUUUCUCGUUUGUGGUGUUUCCAUGUCUUCUGUUAGCUUACAUGGGUCAAGCUGCGUAUCUUAUGAAACACCCUGAUUCCGCCGCUAGAAUCUUUUACGAUUCCAUUCCCGAUGGACUUUUUUGGCCGGUUUUUGUGGUUGCCACCAUUGCGGCUGUGAUUGCUAGUCAAGCUAUGAUAUCGGCUUCAUUCUCCUGCAUUAAGCAAUCCAUGGCUCUUGGAUGCUUCCCAAGGUUGAAAAUUGUUCAUACAUCAAGAAAGUUCAUGGGUCAAAUCUACAUUCCUGUAAUCAAUUGGUUCUUGAUGAUUAUGUGUGUUCUCGUUGUAGCCACAUUUCAAAGCACAACCGACAUAGCCAAUGCAUACGGGAUAGCGGAAGUCGGUGUAAUGAUGGUUAGCACGACAUUAGUAACCCUAGUGAUGCUUCUAAUAUGGCAAACAAACGUAUACAUAGCCCUAUGUUUCCCUCUCGUCUUCGGAUCAAUCGAGCUCCUAUACAUGUCAGCAGUCCUUUCCAAAAUCACCGAAGGUGGUUGGCUUCCUCUUGCUUUCGCAUCCUUCUUUCUCUGUGUCAUGUACAUUUGGAACUACGGAAGUGUCUUAAAAUACCAAAGUGAAGUCCGAGGCAAAAUCUCAAUGGAAUUCAUGAACGACCUCGGAUCAACUCUGGGAACUGUACGGGUCCCGGGAAUCGGACUAGUCUACAACGAGCUGGUCCACGGGGUGCCCGGGGUUCUCGGGCGGUUCCUGUUAGAGCUGCCCGCAAUCCACUCCACACUCGUUUUUGUCUGUAUAAAGUAUGUUCCUGUGCCCGUAGUCAAUCAAGAUGAACGGUUUCUUUUCAGAAGGAUCUGCCCGAAAGAUUACCAUAUGUUUCAAUGUGUAGCGAGAUAUGGGUAUAAAGAUGUACGUAAGGAAGAUCAUCAUGCGUUUGAGCAACUUUUGGUUGAGAGUUUGGAGAAGUUUAUGAGGAAAGAAGCUCAAGAACUUGCGUUGGAGAGUGAGGUAAAUGAUGCUGAAUUUGAAAGUGUGUCGGUGGGUGUGGGCCCGAGAAGCCCAAGAAGCUAUUCUGGGGAAUUGAGUGUGCCAUUGAUGAUGGAAGCAGAGGGAGAGGGAGAGGGUGAUUUGGUGUUGCCACCGAGUGUGAUGGGUGACGUUGAUGAUGAUCCGAGCUUGGAAUAUGAGCUUUCGGCUCUUAGAGAAGCUACGGAAUCUGGGUUUACUUAUUUGCUUGGACAUGGUGAUGUUAGAGCGAGAAAGGAUUCGUUUUUUCUGAAGAAACUUGUGAUUAAUUACUUUUAUUCGUUUUUGAGGAAUAAUUGUAGGGGUGGAGCUGCCACGAUGAAGGUUCCGCACAUGAAUAUCAUACAGGUUGGGAUGACAUAUAUGGUAUGAUAUAUGUAUUGUAUGUGUUAGGGUGCUCUCUUUGUUAUAUUUAUUCGUUAAGUUAUGGCUCAAAUGCUCAAGUCAAAGAUCUCUGACUUGUUUGAAGUAUGAAGAUAAUUUGUUUGUUUUGAUGUGGCGAUAGAAUGAAGCCUAUUAACUA